This is a messenger RNA of Phytophthora sojae, 1611 nucleotides long. RefSeq lists its product as hypothetical. The record is from RefSeq and is a predicted model, not a curated record. Gene Ontology annotation, molecular function: DNA binding; DNA-directed DNA polymerase activity. The coding region runs from base 1 to 1611 and encodes 536 amino acids. The transcript is spliced from 3 exons. Lineage: Eukaryota; Oomycota; Peronosporomycetes; Peronosporales; Peronosporaceae. Gene Ontology annotation, biological process: double-strand break repair via nonhomologous end joining. Gene Ontology annotation, cellular component: nucleus.
AUGGUCGACGCCCAGACUGGCGACGCUGUAUACGCGCAAAUCGGCAAGUUGCGCGAGAUCGCCAAGAGCAAGCACGUCGACAUUCCAGAGAACGCCUACGCAGCUACUAGUGAUAUCGCUACUGCACUCCUUUCGUCUAACGGUGACGAAGACGCUGCCAUGAAGAAAAUCACAGCCAAGUUUGGGCGGAACAAGCGUUCCCUGCCCUCCGAAAUGAGUCAGAGCAACAAGAAGAGCAAGCAUGGAGGAGAGAACGGGGGUGACGAGAGCGAGCCGGCCACUGCUGGGUAUGCGUACGCAGCAGUGUCAAAGGACGAAAUUGAGGGCGGCGGCGAAGAGGAGUCCAUGCCCCCCCACAAGACCAUUCGUCUCGUGGAAGAAGUGCGCGAGCAGAAGGCCAAGAACCCGGACAACCAGAAGAUCGUGGACGCGUUUGCCAAGUACGGCGAGGAGCAACUCGACCGAGGGCACACGGGCAAGGGCGUCUCGCAUUUGCGUGCCGCACUCCACAUCCGCGAUCACCCGAACGCGAUUACUUCGGCCAAGGACGCGCGCGCCGUCCCCAUGGUGGGGGUCAAGAUCGCGUCCCAGAUCGAAGAAGUGCUCGUGACCGGCAAGCUGAAGGACCAAACUGGCGACCAGAACGUCAGCACCGACGUGGACGACCACCAGCGGCCGCAGCUUGUGGUGGAAAUCCACAACUCGCAAGCCAAGUGCUCGGAGAACGAAAAGCUGGUGGCCGAGCUGACUAAGUUCGGAGAGCACGAGCUCUACUUCGGCAGUCCCGGCAAGGGAACGAGUCACCUGCGCGCUGCGCGUGAGAUUCAACUCGCAGAGCAAGAGAUCAAGUCGGGCUCGACGGCUCGUACGAGUGUCCCGCUGGUCGGUGAUGUGAUUGCCGACAAGAUUGACCAGAUCCUGAAGCACGGACGCAUUGUGAAGGACACCGGUGAGACUGCCGGAAGCCGAAGCUGCUCGCGGGACAGUGGCGGUGGUUAUACGCUGGCUCCGAUCGUGAAGGACUUGCGUGAGAAGCCUGCUGUCUGCCCGGACAAUCAGAAAAUUGUCGAUGCGCUGGUCGACUACGGCGACAGCCACUUGUACUCGGGGCACCGGGGCAAGGGCAUCUCGCACUUGCGUGCAGCUCAACACAUUCGAGACUCCAAGACGGCUGUCAAGUCCGGGAAGCAAGCGAGCCAGGAGAUCGACAUGGUGGGGCAGCGCAUCGCUACCAAGAUCGACCAGAUCAUUGACCAAGGACAUGCUGACAGCGACGAAGAUUACGAGUAUGACGAAGGCGAAGUGGAGGAGGAGGAAGGGAGCGAGUAUGGCGAGCGUGAGCGCGACUCGGUGGUGCCUCCGAUUGUGAUGGACGUCUGCAGCAAGAGUGCCAAGGUCGAGAAGAACCAACUGCUGGUGGACGCUUUGGUGGAGUACGGCGAGGAGCAACUGUACAAGCGCCACACUGGCCGAGGCACGGCGUUCCUGCGGGCAGCGCGCCGCCUGCGAGAUGCCGACGUGGCUGUCAACAACGGCAAGGAGCUCAAGGCGCUGGGCAGAAUUGGCGACAGGGUUGCAGACCGUGUCGACAAGAUGCUGGCCGCCAAGUGA